Messenger RNA from Mus caroli (Ryukyu mouse), 4539 nucleotides. RefSeq names its product cyclin and CBS domain divalent metal cation transport mediator 4 (gene Cnnm4). Gene Ontology annotation, biological process: magnesium ion homeostasis; magnesium ion transport. The record is from RefSeq and is a predicted model, not a curated record. Lineage: Eukaryota; Metazoa; Chordata; Mammalia; Rodentia; Muridae. Gene Ontology annotation, molecular function: sodium ion transmembrane transporter activity; magnesium ion transmembrane transporter activity. Gene Ontology annotation, cellular component: plasma membrane.
CGAGGGCGCCUCCUCCUGGCCGCGCUGCUGCUGCUUUGGACGCGGGCGGCCAGCGGCCAGAGCAGCCCCCAGCAGAGCGUGAUCCUAGGCAUGAGGCUAGCGAGCUGCAACAAGUCGUGCGGGAUGAACCCGGAUGGCAUCAUCUUCGUGUCCGAGGGCAGCACGGUGAACUUGAGGCUCUAUGGCCACAGCCUGGGCGAUAUCUCCAGCAACCUGAUCUCCUUCACCGAGGUGGACGACGCCGAGACGGUCCACAACUCCACCAACUGCCUGGAGCUCACCAAGGACUUAGUGGUCCAGCGGCUGGUCAACGUGAGCCGCGGGAACACGUCGGGGAUGCUAGUGGUGAUUACCAAGUUCCUGCGGAGGAGCGAGAACAUGAAGCUGUACGCGCUGUGCACCCGGUCCAGGGCCGACGGGCCCUGGACCAGAUGGACGGACAAGGACUCCCUGCUCUUCAUGGUGGAGGAGCAUGGGAGGUUUCUGCCGCUCUGGCUGCACAUCCUUCUCGUUAUGGUGCUGUUGGUGCUGUCGGGCAUCUUUUCUGGCCUCAACCUGGGGCUUAUGGCCCUGGACCCGAUGGAGCUGCGCAUCGUGCAGAACUGUGGAACUGAGAAGGAGAGAAAGUACGCUCGCAAGAUAGAGCCCAUCAGGCGCAAGGGCAACUACCUGCUCUGCUCGCUGCUCCUGGGGAACGUGCUAGUCAACACUUCCCUCACUAUCCUUCUAGACAACCUCAUCGGGUCUGGCAUCAUGGCAGUGGCCUCCUCUACCAUUGGCAUUGUCAUCUUUGGGGAGAUCUUACCUCAAGCCCUGUGCUCCCGGCACGGGCUGGCUGUGGGUGCCAACACUAUUGUUCUCACCAAAGUCUUUAUGCUCCUCACUUUCCCCCUGAGUUUCCCCAUUAGCAAACUCCUAGACUUCGUCUUGGGUCAGGAGAUUCGCACUGUUUACAAUCGGGAGAAGCUGAUGGAGAUGUUGAAGGUGACAGAGCCCUAUAAUGACUUGGUGAAGGAGGAGUUAAAUAUGAUCCAGGGUGCCCUGGAACUAAGGACCAAAACUGUGGAGGAUAUCAUGACCCAGCUACACGAUUGCUUCAUGAUCCGCAGUGAUGCCAUUCUGGACUUCAACACCAUGUCUGAGAUUAUGGAGAGUGGCUACACUCGCAUUCCUGUGUUUGAAGAUGAACAAUCCAAUAUUGUAGAUAUCCUGUAUGUCAAAGACUUGGCUUUUGUUGACCCGGAUGACUGCACCCCGCUCAAGACCAUCACUCGCUUCUACAACCACCCGGUACAUUUUGUUUUUCAUGACACCAAGCUGGAUGCCAUGCUAGAGGAAUUCAAGAAGGGCAAGUCCCACCUGGCCAUUGUGCAGAAGGUGAACAAUGAGGGCGAGGGCGACCCCUUCUACGAGGUGCUGGGCCUGGUCACCCUGGAGGACGUCAUCGAGGAGAUCAUCAAGUCUGAGAUCCUGGAUGAGUCGGACAUGUACACUGAUAAUCGGACCCGGAAACGGGUGUCCAUGAAAAACAAGCGUGACUUCUCUGCCUUCAAGGACACUGACAAUGAACUCAAAGUGAAAAUCUCACCUCAGCUUCUUCUGGCUGCUCAUCGCUUCCUGGCCACAGAGGUGCCCCAGUUUAGCCCCUCUCUGAUGUCAGAGAAGAUCCUGCUCCGGCUGCUCAAGUACCCCGAUGUCAUUCAGGAGCUCAGGUUCAAUGAGCACAACAGGUACUGCGUUCGCCACUACCUGUACACCCGGAACAAGCCGGCAGAUUGCUUCGUCCUCAUCCUGCAGGGGAAGGUGGAGGUAGAAGCAGGCAAGGAGAACAUGAAGUUUGAGACAGGCGCCUUCUCGUACUAUGGAACCAUGGCACUCUCCAUGGCACCCCCAGUGCCUCCUGUGCAGGCUGGGUGUUCAACAGGCAAACUGAACUCCCUGCUCUCCUGGCUCUCAGACCGGUCCCCAGCCCACCCAACUCCACUCAGCCGCUCAGCCUCCCUCAGUUACCCGGACCGCAGCACAGACUUGACGUCCUCCUCCCUGGCAGGCAGCAACCAGUUUGGCAGCUGCAUUCUGGGUCAGUAUGUCUCUGACUUCAGUGUGCGGGCUCUCACAGACCUGCAGUACAUUAAGAUCACAAGGCAGCAGUACCAGAAUGGACUGAUGGCCUCCCGCAUGGACAACAGCCCCCAGCCUGCCUUGGAUGGCUGUGCCACCUGCUCAGAGAACUUUACCGAGAGGCCUGAGCUGCCCCCGGUGGACGAGACCACGACUCUUCUCAAUGAACGCAACUCGUUGCUGCACAGAGCCUCCGAAGAGGGCGCCAUCUGACAGGAGGGCCCGGGGACUCCCGCCCACCCUGCGGGGGUCUCCCCAGUGGGCCCACAUGAAGUCAGGAGCCUGUUAGGCUAGAAGGGGUGCAGGUAGAUAUCCUGCAUGACUGAGCAACCAGACAUCCCUGUCGAGGGGCUCUAGCUGCAGAUGGGGACCUCUGAACAGCUCUGACAUGAUGCCUGCCCCGCCCAGCUAGUGAGCAAAGGCUGUUGGGUUGGGUUUUUUUUUUUUGUUUUGUUUUGUUUUUUUUUUUGUUUUUUUUUUUAAACACUGAGAGAAGUUUUAAGCUAGGCUCAUUGCUCCUCUUUUAAAAAAUAUCAUUUGGGGAAGGGAAGACAGGGUUAAGGAACUUUAUGUAAAAAAAAAAAGAAAUUUUUUUUUUCCAAGAAGCCCCACAAACUUUAAAAGGAGAGGAGGGUUCCUCACCCCAGGAAGCAAUGGCCAUAGCCUAUUUCCAGCUGAGACCUUGCAGCCUGUGUCUGUCACUCUAGGAGGCACUCUUCUGCAGCAGUGGGGGCCUGGAGCCCACAGGAGGGGCUUCCUGGGAGGAUAAUGACAUCAACUGCGGGACACGCGGGCUGAGGUCAUAGAGAAGUGCUGAGCAACGCAUCAGGGAUGCGAUGACCCCGGCCUCGGAGAGGAAUACAUCUGUCUUUAACUGCCAGAUCCAGUGAUGAUCUAGACGCCUGCUCAGGGGCUCUCCUAGAGAGCUCUGGCUCUCAGCUACCCCUUUGGCCAGUUUUCUCCUGGAAGGGUCUGGCUCCAAGAGUUGGGCGUGGUCUUUGGCUCUGCAGUUGCCUAUCUGCUUCCUGGCUAUGGCUUCACUCUUACCAAAGGUUUUCUUUCAGAGGGGGAGCAUCAGCAUUAGCAGUGACUUGCUGGGCACUGCUUGUGGUUUCAGGCUGAGGCUGAUGAUAGGAAGAUCUGUGUCAGCAGUUAUUCCUACCCACUCACCUGCAAGGAGAGUCAGGACUCAGCAGUCCACCCAGCAAGCUUCCUUUCCUGACUUAUCCCUCUCCUGGUCCCUCGGGGGACUGAAAGCCACCAAAGCUGGGGCGUUGUUCCCUUGCCUGCAUAGCUAGCUAAGGAUCCUUGAGCUCACUCCCACUUAAGGACCUGCUAUGAGAGGGCAAUGCUAAGCUUGGGCUCAGGCUGUUGGCACUGCAGAGCAGUCCUACCCCAGUGCCACCUGGGAAACCUGAGUAGACUCAGGCCAUGGGGCAGAGCUGCACAUGUCUCUUGUAGGGAGGCUGGAGGACCAAGGGCCGCAUCUAUUGUUGGGAUGGAUGGAGCUGGAGUAUCAGAGCCAGGCGAGCGGGAGCACGGGCGAGCGGGAGCACGGGCCAUCUGUGUUUAUUCUUUCACUCCUUUCCUCAGCCAGUGGAGUCCUGUCACCCCAUGUACUCUGCUGUCUGUGUGCCCAGAGAAUCCUAACUCGUAGGAUGCACCAGGGUGCCCUAUACCCCUGGCCAACCUGAGGUCUCUUCCACUCACAGAAUUUACUCCGAGAAGCCUGGUGACAGUGGCUCUCAAUGAUAAGGGAAAAAGGCAUCAGACCUCUAGUUCGUUAGGAAACUCUUAGUUCUCUGUAGGUGCAGCAUGCUCCCAGGUCUCUAGACAAGGUGCCUAGCUGUGUUCCUGAGAGACCUAAGUGCCAGGUAGAGCAAAACCACGUGGUGGGUGUGAGGCAACCGUAGCAGGUGCGCACACUUCCACAGCUACCUCUCUGUAUCCAGUCACCACCUACAGACAGGCUCCACCCAUCCCCACCCCUCCCCUCCUCAUUUAGAAUCACUUCUUGCAGAGGGUCAUAAUUGUUUCCAAAUAUUACUGGUCUGAUGACUUCCUCCUCCCGGUGCAAUUUUUCACUUCCUCUUCCAGCCUCUGGUUCCUGGGCAGAGCCAUACCCUGGAACUGGCCCAGUCUGCAUGUCUUCCCAGCAGAGGAGGACUCCGCAGACAGCAUCCAAGUGGGUGGGCAAGUCACAGCCGCCAUAGCAGAUGACUCCUAUUUAUUUUGCAUUAAGAUUUUAAUUUGUAUAUUUUUGUGAUUUAUUUUGGCAUUGUUAUGAGUUUGACUCUCGGGGAGUUUUGUUGUUAUGACUCUUGUGUCUUUUGUCACAAAACAAUGAUAAUAUUUGCUAAACAAUAUAUGGACUUUAUUUUUGAUUGGUAAUAAAAAAUGAAAUGUAUAUAAGUUUUG